Molecule: messenger RNA, 388 nt
Organism: Mangifera indica (mango)
Lineage: Eukaryota; Viridiplantae; Streptophyta; Magnoliopsida; Sapindales; Anacardiaceae
Exons: 2
Coding region: 33-368 (111 amino acids)
Source: RefSeq, a predicted model, not a curated record
AAAAAAAAUUUAUUUCGUACGAAUAAAAUAAAAUGGCUAAACUUAUAAAUAAUCUUUCUGUUUGUUUCUUCUUCUUGUGUUUGGCUGCUAUUACCCCGAGGCUGCUCGCACAUUUAAAUGAAGCGGCUGCCCCCGUCCCCAUGGCCGACGAAGUGGGCAUGGCUGACGACACCGGGAAGGAGUCAGAUGCAGUGACAGUGGGAAGUGACGACGUCACGCCGCUGAACGAAGCGGGAAAGCCGGAGGAGCAAGGAUCUGAAGUUGAAGAGCAAGGAAAGAGUGAGGAAGGCGGUGCCGAUGAUAAGGAAGAGAAGAUCGGCGGGGAGGAUAAGGAGAAGGAGAAGGAGGAAAGGAGAAGAAGAGGAUGAAGAAGGAGAAGAAGAAGGAG